AUGUCAAGUGAAGUAGACGGAAAAAGCAAGAAAUCAUAUCAAUGGAACACCGGCUUAUUCACCACCGAAGCUACCAUUGGUGCCACUUCCAGAGGACAGUCCCAGGAGAGCUCCACCACCGCUUAGACCUGUUCCCAGACCACCGCCUCUGAGGCCGAUUCCACCGCCUCGCAGGCUAACACCACCGCCCUUAGGCCAACACCACCGCGAUAUGUACGACCUCCCACCGCCCCACCCAUCAGGAGACCAACAAUUCCACCUCCCAAGCCCACCGCAAGAGUAUACAUCACAAAGAAACCUACCAUAAGAAACCCAAAACCACCAGUUACCCGAAGACCUGUAGUUCAAACUACUCGAAGAUUCCUGAUUUGGUCACGGAAUCCUACAAGAUUAUUACCAACUAGACCAAAUAUAAGACCAACCUUAUGGACCAGGCCACCAGUGCGUCCUCCGUUGCCAACUGUUCGUCCAACACGACCAAGAGUGGGUCCCACUUUAUGGACAAGACCUCCUGUAAGAGUCACAGCGCGGCCCACCGUUCAACCUACGAUUAGACCCACCAUAAGACGCACACUAUGGACCCGACCACCAAUAUCAAAUCGACCCACAAUUCCUACACAAAGACCCACUAAUCGACCAACUUUAUGGACUCGGCCACCUGUAAGACCUUCAGUUCCCACAAACCCUACAAGAAGACCCACCUUGUGGACAAGACGCCCCAUAGGAUCCACUUUUUCCACAAGACCUCCAGUUGGAACAACAAAUCCCCGUUCGACUUUAUGGACCAGGCCUCAAGUUAGACCCACUAGGCGUUUAACGUUUAUUUUUAACGAUUCUACGCCAACACGAUCAAUUCGCACCACUAUACCUCCAAGACCGGACAUUACUAGAUCCACAAGAAGCUUAAUAUUUGUGUUUCCAAAGGAUACUACUUCAUUAGCUCGUCGUCCCAAUUGGACUGUUCAUCCCACGGAUAGACCGUCAAGAGGAUUUUUAGUUACCACUAUGAGAGCCUGAAAAAUAAAGGUACUAAAAUAAAACAUGAAAAAUGAACUCCAAUAGCACGCUGUCCCAAUUGGACAGUUCAUUCAACACAGAACGACAAGGGGAUUUACCACAGUGAGAGCCUGAAAAAAUAAUGUAACAUUUAAACCUUUUUGAUAACGACUGGUCUAAAAAAAUAAUCUCUGCAUUCAUGCGAUAUUAAAUUCUAUAUAACUUAAUC
This is a messenger RNA of Drosophila suzukii, 1225 nucleotides long. RefSeq lists its product as uncharacterized. The record is from RefSeq and is a predicted model, not a curated record. Lineage: Eukaryota; Metazoa; Arthropoda; Insecta; Diptera; Drosophilidae.